Messenger RNA from Acanthosepion pharaonis, 657 nucleotides. The record is from the annotation of a GenBank genome assembly. NCBI's taxonomy places the organism in Eukaryota, Metazoa, Mollusca, Cephalopoda, Sepiida, Sepiidae.
AUGACCUCUUCAGAAAGCUGGGUUCUUUCUCUAUCUUUUUCAAAGAAAUUUCUGUCCUUUUCGUGUCUGUUUUUGUCCGAAUAUUUGCCGUCUACUUUGCAGUGUGAUGCUAUCUAUAUCUCUCUCUCUUUCCCUUUUAUCUGGGGAGUGAUAGUGCUACCGGACCCAAUUUUCCUCACCCCUUUUUCUGCUGCACCUGUCUUUUCUUUUCUCUCUCUCAUUGAAUUCGCCUGCUUGUUCCUCUUGCAGCCCGCCCUCUCUUCCCUAUUCUUCGUCCUCCUCUUUUCCCGCGCGCUAUUUUCCUCUCAGCUUUUCUCGCUUUCUUCCCCCCACCCCGCACACGUUUUUUUUUAUCUCCUCUUAUCCCUCAAAGAGAAAAGAAAUCUGUGUAAAAUCCCCUUCUUCCUUAUUUUCUACUUCAUUUCUUUUCUUGUAUUCCCUACUCAUACUCCCUUUUUUCCAUUCUCAUACUCCCUUUUUCUUUUACUAUACUCCUUUCCCCCUUCCCAUACUCCCUUUUCCCCCCUUCUCAUACUCCCCUUCCCAUACUCCCUUUUCCCUUGUCAUACUCCCUUCCCCCUUGUCAUACUCCCUUUUCCCCUUGUCAUACUCCCUUUUUCCCUUCUCAUAAUUGUUUCUUCUUUUUCCUUCUCAUAA